This is a messenger RNA of Anopheles coustani, 4699 nucleotides long. RefSeq lists its product as uncharacterized. The transcript has 17 exons. Gene Ontology annotation, cellular component: cytoskeleton. NCBI's taxonomy places the organism in Eukaryota, Metazoa, Arthropoda, Insecta, Diptera, Culicidae. Bases 97 to 4698 code for a protein of 1533 amino acids. The record is from RefSeq and is a predicted model, not a curated record.
ACGAAGCUUAGCUCGAGCAGCAGCACUGGGAGUUACAUCGGUGGAACGCUCGGCUCUGGUGGCAGUGGAAGUGGUGGAGGAGGUGGUGGUGGUGGCAUGGGCCUUCCUGUACCUCCCCCUCACGUGCUCGGUAGGAUUAUGAUGGGCUCACGAUCAACACCGAACAGUCCGCGAUUGAUGAGUCGACGUAAUGGAAGCGGCGGAGGAGGAGGACCAGGUGGAAGCAGCUCCAAGCCACCGCCAAUUCCGCAGAAACCAAGUGCGGCCUACAUCGCGAACCCCUCGCUGGUGGCGUUGGACUGCGAUGCACCGUGGCCUCCAUUUACCAGCCUCGGUUCCGAUCCGCUUUCGAUGGCGGAAGGACACCAUCAUGGUGGAGGACCGGGUGGAUAUCUUCAUCAUCAACCGGAGAUUAACUGGCAGGAGCGUUGUUUGGAGUUACAAUUGGAACUGCAUCGAUCUCGGAAUCAAGCUGGACGUGUACGGGAUAUGCUACGGGAUAAGCUCUCCGAACUGGAGCAGCGAGUCAUCGAAGCGGAGGAACGCGCCGAUGAAGCUGAAGAUAAGGUGCGGGCCAUGGAGCAGCGACUGUGUGACUGGCCCAAGUCACAGCACUUAAGCGGGCCAUCACCAUCACCGAGCAGCAAUCCGGCCGCAGCAACAACAGCAGCAGCAGCAGCAACAGCAGGCUCGCAACAGUUAGCCGUUGCCGCCGCUGGAGCCGGAGGACCAGGGCAGGGACCGGGCGGUCUCGGAAGCAACGCCGAGCCGACGAAGAACGGUACCGAUCCGGUGAAGAUCAGUCAGCUCGAGUCGGCCAUCGAGGAGCAGAAGCAGCUGCGCCUGCAGGACGCGCGCCAGGUCGGUGCGAAGGCGGCCAAGAUCAAGGAGUGGGUCACGAACAAGCUGCGCGAGCUCGAGGAGCAGAACCAGCUGCUGCGCGAGCAGAACAUCAAGUGCAACCAGCAGCUCGAGCUGCUGCGGAACCACAUCGCGACGCAAAGCACCCGGCACAGCAGUAUCGCCUCCUCGCAGCCCGUCCGGACGAGCCUGAGCUUGGACGUGCAGGACGUCAAGCGGCGCAGCGGCCGACGGCGCAGCGAGUCGCUCGAUCCACCCGAACACCGCUCGCUCCACGCCGGCAGCUCCGGCGCCGGCUCGCACCAUCACCCGCAUCAUCACCACCACCACCACCAUCACCACCGGCGGAACCUCUCGAUGGAACCGCAGGAGUUGGCCCGCGAUCUGGCGGCCGCCGUCGACGGGUUGAAUCUGCUUCCCCUCAGCCAGCAGCCUCCGACGCUGUCCACGGCCGUACCGCAAACUCCCGGUUCGGAUGUCGACGCCGUACACGACUAUGCCGAGAUAUACACGCCUUCGCGUGAGAAGGCCCCGGCCUGGCUUAAGGGACUCCCAAGCGGAGGGUCCAGCACUACCACCUCCGACUCCGUGGCCGAUCUUGGCACACCGAGGCCACCAACUCCACCCUUGCACCGCUUCCCCAGCUGGGAGGCCAAAAUCUACCAGGUCGCCAACGAUGGACUGGCCGGGGCGGGGAGUGGCAACGGUGCUGGCGAUGAGAACGAAUCCCAGGACCAGGAGUCCGGUUCCGGUAUGACGUCCAGCCUCGGUGGGCCCAACACCCGCUCGCAGACCGUCUCCGGAGGCUACUGUGAUAUCAGCGUCCCGGUGUACGCCACCGUUAAGGGGCGUGCAUCCCAGAUCCGCUCGAUGCCGUUCACCGGGGACUCCAGUGACGACAGCAGCGACGGCGAGGACGGCCACGGCGCGAUGCUGACCUGCGCCACCUCGACGCACAACUCGCACAACUCCACCAGCACGGACAACACGGAGACGAGCACGUCCGGCAGUGCCUCUAGUCCCUCGAAGUCACUCAAAACUUCCUCUAGUCUCAGCCCGGCCAAGCGCUCCGGCUCGGAAAGUCCAAAGAACAAAGGGCGUGGCCUCUCGGACGACUACGCCAUCCCGCCGGACGCGGUGUCCACCGUCGAUACGACCUGCAUGGACGCGUCAAUGCCCUCCCUCCUGAUGCGCACCUCGUACGCCGAUUCGCCCAACAAGAAGAUGGAAACGCUCGAGAAAGUGGGCCACCUGGCGAAGCUGGGCGGAAAGCUGAAGACGUGGCGCAAACGGUGGUUCGUGCUGAAGAACGGCACGCUGACGUACUGGAAGAGCCAGCACGAUGUCAACCGGAAACCGCAGGGUCAGAUAGCGCUGGACGAAGCGUGCCGUAUCAAUCGGGCCGAUGGUGCGUCCACGUUCGAAAUUGACACCGGCAAGAAGGUGUACUAUCUGACGGCCGACUCGAACGCCACCAUGGACGACUGGAUCCGGGUGCUGCAGAACGUGCAGCGUCGGAACGCCACCAAGUUGCUGCUGAGUCGCGACGAUCAGAAACCGACCGUGCAGGGUUGGGUGACGAAGGUGAAGAAUGGACACGCGAAGAAGUGCUGGUGUGUGCUGCUGGGAAAAAUGUUCCUCUACUUCAAGGCACCGGGCGAGACGAAUCCCCUCGGACAGAUCAAUAUGCGGGACGCACGCGUUGAGGAAGUGGAACACGUAUCCGAUUCGGACUCGGAAGAGAGGGAAGAUCCCGCCCAAAGUCAGGCGCGUCUCACGGUGGCCAUCUAUCCACAACAACAAGGAGGUCCUACCUAUCUAAUCCUGCCAGGGAAACAAGAGCGAGACAAUUGGCUCUAUCACCUAACGGUCGUUUCGGGAGGAGGACCCAAUGCCGGCACGCAGUACGAACAGUUGAUCCAAAAGCUGAUGGAAACCGAUGGUGAUCCAAACUGUGUUCUCUGGCGACAUCCGAUUCUGCUUCACACGAAGGACAACAUUACGUCCCCCUUGACUUCGUUACAUUCCGAAACGCUCCAAGCGGAAGCGAUAAAACUGUUCAAGAGCUGCCAACUGUUCCUCUCGGUGGCGGUCAAUCAGCCCGGCAUCGACUACCAUGUCGUGCUGGCGCAGAACGCACUCCAGCAGUGCCUGGACAUGCCCGAGCUGCAGUCCGAGCUGAUCUGCGCGCUGAUCAAGCAAACGUCCCGCCAUACCGGUCAGAAGCUGGGUGUAGGUGUCCAGCAACUACUGCUUUGCGCAACCCAGAGUUUGUUCACUUGCGAUACGCAGCAGGGCCCAGGUGCCCAAGCGAAUGGGAGCUCACCCACUUCCAUUCAGGCCCCAACCGUUCCUCCGAUCGAUUGCAAGUCAAACCCUCCAACGUACACGUUCAUCCAGGGCUGGCAGUUACUGGCCCUGGCCGUGUCACUAUUCGUUCCUAAAAACAGUCGCCUACUGUGGUACUUAAAGCUACACCUUUCACGGAACGCUGACUCGAAAACGGAGUGCGGAAAAUAUGCGGCCUACUGCGAGCGAGCGCUAGAACGCACCAUGCAGAACGGAGGACGCGAAACGAAGCCGUCGCGCAUGGAGGUUCUGUCAAUACUGCUGAAGAAUCCGUACCACCACUCGCUCCCGCACGCCAUCCCGGUGCACAUGAUGAAUGGCACGUACCAGGUGGUGUCCUUCGAUGGAUCGACCACGAUCGAGGAGUUCCACAGUACGCUCGCGCAGGAGAUCGGUUGUCGCGAUUCGGCGAACGGUUUCACGCUAUUCAGUGACGACCCGAUCGAGAAGGACCUCGAGCACUAUCUCGAUCCGCAGGCGAAGCUUUGUGACGUGAUUUCAAAAUGGGAAACGGCACUACGUGAGAAGGGAUCGGGCAAGUUCGAGAACUCACGCGUUAUUCAGCUGACGUAUAAAAACCGGCUCUACUGGAAGCAUGCGGCCAAACUGGAAACGGAGAAGGAACGGUUACUGCUCUGCUAUCAAGUGAAUCUACAAGUGGUACAAGGACGUUUUCCGCUAUCGCGCGAUCUGGCUCUGGAACUGGCCUCACUUAUGGCCCAGAUCGAUUUGGGAGACUUCUCGGCGGAUAAAUCAAAGACCAGCUCGCUGCAGGCACUGGACAAGUUCUACCCGUACCGCUACCGGGACGCCCUGAACCAGGAGGGCUUAAAAGAGCUCCAGGAUCUACUCUCGGCCAAGUGGGCGCUCCUCAAGGGCCGAUCGAUACUGGACUGUGUGCGAAUCUACCUGACGUGUGCCCGCAAGUGGCCCUUCUUCGGGGCGUCCCUGUUCCAGGCGAAACCGAGACACUCCGAUCAGGCAAUGGCUUGGUUGGCUGUCUCGGAAGAUGCCCUCAGUGUGCUCGAGCUGUCUUCGAUGGCGACGAUCGCACGCUAUCCGUACAGCACCGUCAUGACGUUCGGCGGUUGCCAAGACGAUUUUAUGCUAGUUGUGAGCGCAGAGGACACGCUCCAGUCGGCGAACAACGAACAGAAGCUACUCUUUGCCAUGAGCAAGCCAAAGAUACUGGAAAUCACGCUACUGAUUGCGGAUUAUAUGAACGCACUCGGGCACACGCUGCCCGGAACGCCACAGAUGAACACGCUGACCCGCAAUGGAAGCCAUCGGAGCAUUCGAUCCCGCGCAAUGCCCGGUUCGCUGACGGGAACUCCCGCCCACAACACGCUGAACUCCCACGCCACCCAUGCCAACAACACGCUCACCUCACACUCGCACACCCUCAACUCCCACGUCAGCCACACGCUCAGCUCGCACGGUCAGCCGGACAUCCUGAAAAGCACCCCGGAUCACCAGCGGCUCAAGUGAG